CAUGCGGGAACAAGCGUUCAACAUCAAUAGACAUCAAUUCAACGUGUCCGUCUCUUGAGCUGAGUACAACGGGCAUAUUGCCAGGCGCACUAUCUCUGUCCUCCACUAGUGCCUCUUUAUCAACUUCAGCCAAUUCAACACCUGUCCUUCCCCCGGAAAGCUCCAUCUUUCGACAGGGCAGAACAAUGCGGUUGCCUUAUGCCAUCCUUUCCUGUGUCCUUUUAGCGCUGGCUCGUGCAUCACCCGAUACAGACGGUGGACUACAGUCCCCAACGCUCAAACCGCUCGUUCAACGAGCAAAUGCAUAUCUCUCCGUGGGUCAAUUUGCCGACGCCGCGAAGACUUAUACCGAGGCCCUCGAGCACGCGCCGAAUGACUACCUUUUAUACUAUAAACGUGCCACUGCCUACUUUUCGAUAAAUCGACACUCUAAUGCUCUUGAGGACUUUGAGACUGUUCUACGGCUCACAAAUGGGAACUUUGACAAAGCGUUGCUCAUGAAAGCGAAGAUUCUUGCACGGGAAGCCAAUUGGGCCGAGGCAAAAGCUCUAGUCAAGAAAUACACGAAGAAAGUCGGGACAGGAGAUAAAGAGGGUCAGGACCUCCUUUUCGCGAUAUCAGAUGGAGAGGUGAUCACGAAGAAAGCACUAGCUGCUCAAAAAGCAAAGAAAUACGAUGAAUGCGUUGAACAUUCCACCAAUGCCUUAGCCACCGCCUCACAUGCAGUAUGGUUACGUGAAAUGCGGCUCAACUGCGCUUUGGGGGCAGGCGACGUUGAGCAAGCUGUCGGCGAUAUGACACGUCUCACACACCUCUUACAACCAUCCACUGAGCUUUUCCAAAAAAUUGCCAACAUGUCGUACUUCCUCCUUCCCCAGAGCUCGCAAGCUCUCCAGACUCUCAAACAAUGCCUGCAUUUCGAUCCUGAUUCCAAGCCUUGCCGCACAUCUCACCGAACCCUAAAGGCGUUCGAAAAGGAUUUUGGAAAACUAAGCACUUUCGAGGAGGUCGAGAACUGGUCUGGCCUCAUUCGUAUAAUUGCGGGGGGCUCCAGCGAGCCAACUGGGCUCGCAAAGAAAUUUGACGGAGUACUUGAUGCUUCCACCCUCCAUUUACAGCUUCCUUCUUCGCUGAAACCGCGGAAAUUCUCUCCAAGACGACUUCGACUGUACACGCUUGCUUGCAAGGCGUAUGUCAAGUCAUCUCAAUUUAACAAGGCAGAGACUUGGUGUGACGAAGCUUUAAACAUGGAUGAGAACAACCUAGAAGGCUUAGUUGGAAAGGCCGAAGCCCAGUUGAAGAAGGAAGAAUGGGAGGGGGCCGUUCGGUUAUUCGAGAAAGCAUUCGAGGCGAGUGGACGGAGUCAUGAGAUUGCUCAACAACUAGAAAAAGCAAGGCGACUUUUGAAACAGGCAAGAAAAAAGGAUUACUACAAAGUUCUUGGAGUGGCCCGUGACGCUGACACCAAGACGAUCAAGAAAGCAUUUCGGAAGGCGUCCUUAAAAGCUCACCCUGACAAAGGCGGGUCUGAAGCCAAAAUGGCAGCGGUAAACGAAGCGUACGAAGUCCUCUCGAAGCCUGAACUUCGGGCUCGAUUCGACAACGGGGAUGACCCCAACGAUCCUGAGUCUGGACGUGGACCUUCUGGAGGACACCCCUUCCAUUUCGGGGGAGGUGGGAAUCCCUUCCAACAUAUGUUCUUCCAGCAGGGUGGGCCGUUUGGGCAAGGCGGGCCUUUCGGUGGUGGCGGAAGACAGUUCCAUUGGAGUUCUGGUUGAGGGUGG
Cantharellus anzutake is the source of this 1784-nucleotide messenger RNA. RefSeq names its product TPR-like protein. The record is from RefSeq and is a predicted model, not a curated record. Gene Ontology annotation, biological process: protein folding in endoplasmic reticulum. Bases 186 to 1778 code for a protein of 530 amino acids. Gene Ontology annotation, cellular component: endoplasmic reticulum. NCBI's taxonomy places the organism in Eukaryota, Fungi, Basidiomycota, Agaricomycetes, Cantharellales, Hydnaceae. Gene Ontology annotation, molecular function: protein-folding chaperone binding; misfolded protein binding. The transcript has 6 exons.